UAGGAGAUAGUGGAAGAAUUUGGAACGAUGGCUGAUAAGUCUAACCAGAAGCCUCAUCUCAAUGUGGUCAUCAUUGGCCAUGUAGACUCUGGGAAGUCCACCACCACUGGUCACCUGAUCUACAAGUGUGGGGGGUUUGAACCAAGAGCUCUGGAGAAGGUGGAGGCAGCUGCUAAUCAGAUUGGGAAAGGAUCAUUCAAGUUUGCUUGGAUCCUUGAUAAGCUGAAAGCAGAGCGGGAACGUGGGAUAACUAUUGACAUAUCCCUGUGGAAAUUCCAAACUAAGAGAUAUACUAUAACCAUCAUUGAUGCUCCGGGUCACAGGGACUUCAUUAAAAAUAUGAUCACUGGAACCUCUCAGGCUGAUGUUGCCCUCCUGGUUGUCUCUGCAGCCACAGGCGAGUUUGAGGCUGGUGUUUCUAGAAAUGGGCAGACUAGAGAACAUGCCCUUCUGGCUUACACCAUGGGAGUCAAACAACUCAUUCUGUGCGUCAACAAAAUGGAUGUGACUGACCCUCCAUACAGCCAGAAGCGGUUUGAAGAGGUUGUAAGAAAUGUGACGGUUUAUCUAAAAAAGAUUGGUUACAACCCAAGUACCAUACCCUUUGUUCCUGUAUCUGGGUGGACUGGCGAAAAUGUAGCUUCUCCUAGUCUGAAGAUGAACUGGUUCAGGGGAUGGAAAGUGAAACGAAAGGAAGGCUUUUCUAAAGGUCAGUGCCUUCUGGAGGUUCUGGACUGUCUCGUGCCUCCUGUGCGGCCAGCCAACAAGCCUUUAAGAUUGCCUCUUCAAGAUGUCUACAAAAUAGGUGGAAUUGGUACUGUCCCUGUUGGGAAGAUUGAGACUGGAAUUUUGAAACCAGGAAUGACAAUCUGCUUUGCACCAUCAAGCUUCACUGCAGAAGUGAAGUCCAUAGAGAUGCACCAUGAGCCUGUCCAGACAGCACUGCCCGGUUACAAUGUUGGCUUCAAUGUAAAGAACAUUGCGGUUAAAAGCCUCAGACGUGGUAACGUAGCUGGGAAUUCAAAGACUGAUCCACCAACUGAGGCCUCCACCUUUACUGCGCAGGUGAUCAUUCUGAACCAUCCUGGAUUUAUUAGGGCUGGAUAUUCACCUGUGAUAGACUGUCACACUGCCCAUGUAACAUGCCAGUUUACUGAGCUUCAAGAGAAGAUUGACCGGAGAUCUGGCAGAAAUCUGGAGGACAAUCCUCUGGCUCUGAAAUCAGGAGAUUCGGCCAUUAUAAAACUGAAGCCUAUCAAACCAUUCUGUGUGGAACGCUUCUUUGACUAUCCACCUCUAGGGAGAUUUGCUGCACGAGACUUAAAGCAAACGGUUGCUGUUGGGGUUGUGAAGUCUGUGGAGCGGAAGGCUGGGUAUCCUGCUCGACAAGCUCAAAAACCAGUCCUAGUGAAAUGAGUGUUCUGCAUCCCCAACUGGAAGUACCCAAAAUUGU
Molecule: messenger RNA, 1453 nt
Organism: Pelobates fuscus (common spadefoot toad)
Lineage: Eukaryota; Metazoa; Chordata; Amphibia; Anura; Pelobatidae
Product: elongation factor 1-alpha
Exons: 7
Coding region: 28-1416 (462 amino acids)
Biological process (GO): translational elongation; translation
Molecular function (GO): GTP binding; translation elongation factor activity; GTPase activity
Source: RefSeq, a predicted model, not a curated record